Messenger RNA from Patella vulgata (common limpet), 1757 nucleotides. RefSeq names its product dolichyl-diphosphooligosaccharide--protein glycosyltransferase 48 kDa subunit. Gene Ontology annotation, cellular component: endoplasmic reticulum membrane; oligosaccharyltransferase complex. Lineage: Eukaryota; Metazoa; Mollusca; Gastropoda; Patellidae. Bases 36 to 1343 code for a protein of 435 amino acids. The transcript is spliced from 11 exons. The record is from RefSeq and is a predicted model, not a curated record.
GACGGUCUGGACAAUAAAGACUAUUUACACUAAAAAUGGAGAAGACGUGCAUUACCGGCGUCGUUAUCUUGCUUUGUUAUGUUGCUGCAGCUAUUGCUCAGAAAAGAACACUGAUAUUGGUAGACAAUUGGUCAAUCCGAGAAACGCAUUCAACAUUUUUUAGAUCUCUGAGAGAUCAAGGAUUUGAUUUGACAUUCAAGACUGCUGAUGAUUCUAAUUUAGCGUUAGUAAAAUAUGGAGAAUUUUUAUAUGAAAAUCUCAUCAUUUUCUCGCCAUCUGUUGAGGAUUUUGGAGGUUCAGUAGAUGUUGGAGCCAUAACCAACUUUAUUGAUGGAGGAGGAAAUGUAUUAGUAGCAGGAAGUUCUUCCUUGGGUGAUCCUAUUCGAGAGUUGGCAACAGAAUGUGGUAUUGAAUUUGAUGAAGAAAACACAGCCGUCAUUGAUCAUCUAAAUUUUGAUAUCAACGAUGAUGGCAAGCACACCCUUAUUGUUGCUGAUACUAAUAAUUUAUUAGAUGCCCCAAUGAUAGUUGGACAGAAAGCUUCUUCUCCAUUCUUAUUCAGAGGAGUUGGUAUGGUAGCUGAUCCUGAUAAUCCUCUAGUACUUGGUGUUUUACAUGCUUCGUCUACAGCUUAUUCUUAUAAUCCAGAUGAAAAAAUAUCAGAGUUCCCUCAUGCUGUUGGUAAAAAUACUUUGUUGAUCAGUGCUCUACAAGCCAGAAACAAUGCUCGUGUUAUAUUUGUUGGUUCUAUUGAUUUCUUCAGUGAUGAAUUCUUCCAAACAUCAGUUCAAAAUGCCAACAAUGGAAAGAGAUUUGAGAAGUCAGGAAACCAGGAAUUGGCCAAUAACUUAGCCCUGUGGGUUUUCCGUGAGAAAGGUGUUCUCCGUGUAGGAACAGUUGAACAUCAUUUAAAGGGAUCAAAGAAAGUACCAGCAGCUUAUACUGUUAUGGAAGAAGUGGAAUACAGUAUUCAGAUUGAUGAAUUAACUGAUGGUCAGUGGAAACCAUUCCAAGGAAAAGAUGUCCAAUUAGAAUUUGUUAGAAUUGAUCCAUUCGUUAGGACAACUUUAAAACAGAAAAAUGGGUUAUUAUAUGUCAGCUUCAAAUUACCUGACGUAUAUGGUGUUUAUCAGUUCCGUGUAGAUUACAAUAGAGUUGGUUAUACACGUCUCUUCAGUACCACACAGGUUUCAGUUCAUCCAUUGAAACAUACUCAGUAUGAGAGAUAUAUACCUUCAGCUUAUCCAUACUAUAUCAGUACAUUCUCCAUGAUGUUUGGUGUCUGUAUAUUUAGUUUCGUAUUUUUACAUUAUAAAGAAGAUACAAAAGAUAAAAAAGAAUAGAGGAUUAUUUUAAAUUAAUAAUAAUGUUUAGUACAUUUUUUUAAAUAAAAAUUAAAAUUUAAGUAUUUACCAUUCCAUGAGAAAAAUAAGUUUUUGUACAAAAUAUCAAAAGAAAUGAGUAAAUUGUCUGAAAGGUGGAAUGUUAAAAAAUAAUUGUUGAAGACUGAAAAUGUUUUAAGAAUAAAAAAAUUAAUGAAUAACCACCAGUAAUUUCCAAAGAAAUAAAGUACAUUUUAUGAAAGAUUGUUUGUUCAAGAAAGUUGUUUAGGACUAAAAGUGUUUAUGGAAUACAAAAAAAAGAAGUGAGUAAAUUCAAAAAGUUUGAAAAAUAAUGACAUCAGAAUUUUUACGCUAUUAAUUGUACUUUCUAUCUCAUCAUAUGUCAUCAGAAAAUAAAAUAUUUGGACUCUUGUA